CUCAACUGUCAAACGGCGGCGGCGAGGAUAACACCGAUGCUGGCUCUAUUCAGAGUAGAACGUGCUCUGAAUUUCACAAUCAUAUAUCAGAUAUCGAAAUCAGUGCCCUACUUUCAGAGAUGCUACUGGUCUGGUGGUAUGAACUACAACUGUAAAAUGGUUGGUGGAAAGAGUAACAGAAGAACUGCAGAGAGGAAGAACCAAAAAUCAGUUGCUCCUGUAUGGAGACCAGUGUCUACACAGUCUCGUUCAGUUGAAGUGAAGGAUGUUAAUGAUGGUGUCAAUGUUGAGGUUGGAAGUCAAGUAAAAGUGUACGAUGGCAGUUCUAGCGGGGUUUUAAAAAGUCAAGAUGGUCGGGGUGGGGCUGAAGUAGGUGCUAAAUUGGCUGAACCAAAUAUUGGUCCUACAACAUUUUUAGAUAAAGAAGAAAGCAAGGCAUUUGAAGGGUCGGUGUCUUCUACAGAUAAACACUUGGUCUCUUUGGAGGUAGGGUCUUCCUUGUUGCGAUUCAUCAAAGGAAAAGGGGGUUCUAUGCAGGAAAAAAUUGAAGGGGAAAUGGGGAUUAAAAUUAUAUUUCCAUCAUCAAGAACGGAAGAAUCAAUAACGAUUGAAGGCAGUUCUCCUGAUAGUGUAGCUAGAGCUUCAGAAAGAAUACAACUCAUAAUUGACGAGGUUGUUAAAAGCUCAGCUCUUGACUACUCUCACUUCGUAUCACUUCCGUUGGCUUUAUAUCCUGAAUUGGUUGAUCAGCUUGUCAACUUUCAGAGUUCGAUAUUAGGGAUGCACGAUCCGAACCCAGAUGAGGUUUUGGAUAUUAGUUCCAAUAAAGAUACGACGGAUGAGGAAGAUCGGGACCAAAAAGUAGAUGAAGCACCUCAAGUUGCGGUCACACUUCAAGCUCAAAAAGAUGGUGAAAAUGUUAAAGUGGAUGUCACUAAUAUACGCCGUGUAAGUUAUCCCCCUAAAUCCUCGGCUACCUCCGCCUCAAAGUCAAAGACAUCUACAUCAUCCGAACUAGGAAUAGAUGAAUCCAUAUUCAUUAAACCGAAGACAUUUCACUUAACGGUGCUCAUGCUAAAGUUGUGGAACAAGGACAGAGUCGAUGCUGCUGUUAGGAUAUUCGAGAGCAUUGCAGCAGAAGUAAUGGAUGCAUUAGAUGGCCAACCUGUAUCUAUUAGACUUAAGGGGCUGGAUUGCAUGAGAGGUUCUCCUGCCAAGGCUCGAGUUCUCUAUGCUCCUGUUGAAGUAGUAGGUGGCGAGGAUAGACUUUUGCAGGCAUGCAAAGUCAUCACCGAUGCUUUUAUAAAGGGCGGCCUUGUUCUCGAGAAAGAUGCCAAACAAGCGUUGAAGUUGCAUGCAACGGUGAUGAACGCGAGGCACAGGAAAAGGAAGACGAAGACAAGAAAUUCCGAUUCAUUCGAUGCUCGAGGCAUUAUGGAGCAAUUUGGUUCCAAGGAGUGGGGAGAGUAUCUCAUCCACGAAGUUCAUCUCUCGCAAAGGUUUGUGUUUGAUGAAGAUGGUUACUACCAUCGUUGUGCUUCUAUUCCGCUCCCGCAGAACCCACAAGCGGAUUAGUUUCUUUAGUUGUGGGGAAAAAAGGGUUUGCAUUCUUCUUUAUUACUGUACUGGUUUCACAGUCAUCAUAGGGAAGGUAAAUCACAGUGUCCUACGACAGAGUGUAGUUUCUUUAUGUUGUGAAAAAAGGGUUUGUGCUAUCCUCUAUUACUGUACUAGUUCCACAGUCAUCAUGGGGGAGGUAAAUCGUAGUAUCCUAUGACAAAGUGUAGUUUCUUUAUGUAGUGAAGAAAAGGGUUUGCACUAUCCUCUAUUACAGUAUUGGUUCCACAGUCAUCAUGGAGGAGAUGAAUCGCAGCAGUGUCCUAGUACAGAGUGUAGUUUCUUUAUGUUGUGUAAAAAAGGGGUUGCACUAUUAUCUAUUAAUGUACCGGUUCAACAGUAUCAUGGGGAGGUAAAUCAUACUGUCGUAGUACAGAGUGUAGUUUGCUUUAUGUUGUGAACUCGUUAGUGACUUGGACUACCGUGAAUAAAAUCAUGAGUAAAUCGCACUCUCCUAGGGCAGGGUGUAGUUUGCUUGUUGAAAUUUGGUUUGUAA
This is a messenger RNA of Cynara cardunculus var. scolymus (artichoke), 2113 nucleotides long. RefSeq names its product activating signal cointegrator 1 complex subunit 1. NCBI's taxonomy places the organism in Eukaryota, Viridiplantae, Streptophyta, Magnoliopsida, Asterales, Asteraceae. Gene Ontology annotation, molecular function: RNA binding. Gene Ontology annotation, cellular component: nucleus. The transcript has 14 exons. Gene Ontology annotation, biological process: regulation of DNA-templated transcription; DNA alkylation repair. The record is from RefSeq and is a predicted model, not a curated record. Bases 37 to 1575 code for a protein of 512 amino acids.